Neospora caninum is the source of this 4131-nucleotide messenger RNA. Its product is annotated as putative zinc transporter ZIP domain-containing protein. Gene Ontology annotation, biological process: zinc ion transmembrane transport. Gene Ontology annotation, cellular component: membrane. NCBI's taxonomy places the organism in Eukaryota, Apicomplexa, Conoidasida, Eucoccidiorida, Sarcocystidae. The transcript has 3 exons. Gene Ontology annotation, molecular function: zinc ion transmembrane transporter activity. The record is from RefSeq and is a predicted model, not a curated record. The coding region runs from base 1 to 4131 and encodes 1376 amino acids.
AUGAAACGCGCCAAGAUGAAGGCGAAACGAAGAAGAUUUUCGUUGAUCUCUGCUCCCCGGUCGCCCUUCCGCGGCGUCCCAUUUUGGCUGUAUAGCCUUGGCAUGAUUUUUGCAUCCCGUUUCCUCCGUGUAUUUGCAAGUUCCAGUUCUCAGAGUGCCUGGCCAUCUUCCCCCUCUGGAGACCCCACUGGACCUUAUCUUUCCACUCCUCCCACUUCUCUCUCUCCUUCCCUCUCUCCUUCUUCUGCCUCUUCUCUUUAUUCUCUCUCUCCUUCUUCCUCUUCUCUUUCUUCUCUCUCUCCUCCUCUCUCUCCUUCUCUCUCUCCUUCUCCCUCUUCUCCCUCUUCUCCCUCUUCUCUCUCUUCUCUCUCUGCUUUCUCGACCUUCUCCAUAUUGUCCCCGGUAAACCAUCAAGUGAACGGCGAAGACGAGGAGCAGCGGUGGUCGGAAGAAGGCGCGAGAAUCGCGUUGUCGGUCUUGGCUAGCCAGGGUGAGGCGCGGCCGCUGUCUGUCUCCUCCCGCUCCCUCUCCGCCUUGACAGAAGAGCCGGGCGCGGAGGGAGACGCCCGUUCGGCAGGGCUGCUGCGGCGUGGGAGUACGGAGAGAGACGAGCCGUCUCCAAGAAGCGAUCGCUUUCUUCCUACCCUCGGCUCGGACAUUUCAGUUGCGGAUCUGGAAACUCGCGCCCUGCUGUUCAGUCACGAAGAGGGCCAAGCUGAAGAAACUGCACUGCUCUCGACGCGUCUCUAUGCAGCAGGUAGCAUCUUCGUUUGCGCGUUAGCUGGGGCGGUUCCGCCGCUUCUCUUCCUCCAAAAAGAACAGGAACAGAGACUCCAGGGGCGCCUUCGCCCCGCACCCCCCGGAGUUAGCUCCGAAGGGAUCACUCCUCUCACGGCGAAGUACAUUCGCCUCGUCAUGUCGUUCACGGGCGGUGUGCUCCUCUCCGUGGGACUGCUUCAUCUUCUUCCCUCUGCACAGCGGCAAAUCGCCGUCGAACUCGCGCGACAGAAACUGCGGGAAGACCACAAGACGGCAACAGCCUCCUCCCGUGACUUGGGCUCCGGAUCCUUUCCAGGGAAAUCUGGCGAAGCAGAAACGGAGAGAAGAAAGGCCGAACUUGGAGACGGUGGGAGUCGCGGCGAGACACAGGACCGCGAACGCGACGUGGCAGACGAAGGCGAGAGAGGAGAGCCGCGCGGCGCGCAGUCAAGAGGAGAGGACGCAGAGAGCAGGAGAAAAAGAGGGGCGAGCGGCGACGCAGGGACUACGGCCUCGGUUUCGAUCGAAUCUCACAAAACGUUUCCCUACGCCUCGGUCUGUUGUCUUGUUGGAGUCCUCCUGGUUAUGGUGCUUGAGGCGCUAGCGGAAGCGGAACACACUCACGAGGUCCACAGUCACAUCCACACGCAUGAGCAUGUGCGUACACAUCUCCACACAGAGAAGGAAGAGGUUGAGGCCGAGGCGGGGAGCGCGCGAGGCGCCUACGUGCCGCCGGCUUUAGGCGCAGCGCCUGCAUUCAGCGGAGUGCGCCAGGGGAGACACGGCGAUGAGCUGAAGCACGCAGCGCUUGAAGCAGCAGGAAGUGGUUUCGGUCCGAAGGAGGCGGGAGGAGGAGCAGAGGCAGAGCGGAGAGAGGGCGGGAGCGAGGAGCGCAGCUGGGUAAAAGCUUGCAAAACCAAAGCAGGAGACGGACGAGAAGGGUUCUGUUCGCUCUCGUCCUACGCGUCUUCGUGUUCCGCCUCGUGGCACCAUUCUCUCUCUUCUGCGUCGCUUUGUUCGUCUUGCUUGUUGCCCGAAGCCGGCAAGGAGGACAGCGAGACUCUCGCCCAUCCGCCCCCUGCAGCGGAUCGGGCAACCGCCCUGUGCGUGGUCUCGCCGUCCCCCGCUUCUGCGCCUCCUUUCGCUGUCUCUCGCGCCGCGCCGUUCCACUCCUUCCCCAGCUCUUGCGCCGCCUCGCUGCGCGGUGUCGCCUCGACAGGCUGUUCGUUCCGGAACUUGUUUCGACGCUCAAAUAGCUGCAAAGAGGGAACGGGAAACAUGGCAGGAAAGCCGCCUCAGGUGUGCCCGUACAGGUCGACGCUGAGCGCCCGGAGUCUGUACACCGCAGGAUGUGCAGUGACAGCUGCGGCAGAGCUCAGCUGCGCCGCAGCGGCCCCCUGUUGGUGCGAGGACGGCGAGAGCGAGGACGAGCGGGCCGCGUAUCCGUGCUCUCAGCGCGUCAUCCCUGAGGCCGAGAAAGGUUUUGUUCCCGCGCCGAAACGUGGAACCCUCGGCGGAUCCGCCGGCUCACGGCGCUUCAUGGCAUGCAGUUGCGAAGGCGGCAGGCAACACAGUCCCAGCAGCGACAGGGCCCGCGGGGAGAGCGAGAUCGGCGAACGACGGCGUUGCGAGAUGGCCCUAGGUCAGGAAGGGGAAGGAAGAGGACGAAUGGAAGGAAUGCGCGGGCCGCGUAUUCGAAGUGCUUCCUGCUGCUCGCAGGCGUGUCCCUUCGCCGGAACGUCGUGUUGUGUCGGUCGACUGCCGCCGACACCGCACAGACCCAGGCCGCUCUCGCCCUCAAAAGGUCGAGUCGUUAAGAGUGCAGGCGAGGUUGUCGACGUUGACAGCGGAAGCAGCGUUUCAGGGAGGCAAAGAAAGCUCGAAGAGGGAGAGAGACGACGCGAGAGCGUCGACGAGCACUCGGCGUCGUUUUGCUCUAUCGUGGGAGAGGACAGCGGAGACCGCAAACACCGACCCGGCGAUAUCUUCAUUUCACAGGGGAGUUUCACAAGACACCCGGGCCACAGGGGAGGGACUGCGAUCGGCUACAGUCGAUCUGCGGAUCAUCUUGCGUCGAACGUUGAGUCGGGAAAUCGUUUCUGCUCUCCAGAAAUGCACGCAGAUUCGAUGCCCAAAAGCAAGUGCUGCAAGACGUCGGCCGAGCAAGACGAAGGGAAACCUAGUCGCGAGUGUGGCCACAGAGGGCCUUCGCUUCUGGCCGCAGCCACCAGCCUCUCGCGUUUCGCCUCGCGUGAACGGGGCGUGUGGAAACCGACCCAGAGUCGGCGUCGGCGCCUUCCAAACUCGGCCUGCCGAGGACGGUCAGGCUCGCCUGCGUCUCUGUCUUCACCGCUGCUGGCCCACGCGACGCCGCGCUUCCCUUCGUCGCAAUCGUCCCACUGCGACUGCGGGCCGCUGUCGCCGCGCUCCGACGUGUGUAUGUACACCUCACCAGGCUUUGAAGAGAGCGUGAGGCGCUACACACAUCGCUGGAAUGCCGCCGAAGUGGCUCAGCGACACGGUUGCCCGCCGCUGUAUUUCUCCUCGUGCUCCGAGGAAGCCGGCGCAGUGUGCCUUCUGGGGCCGGACCGUACUGACGAGGCGGGACUGACGGACCCAGAGUACUUGGACAGAGCCAACAAGAGGCGGAGUCGCAUGCGCAGCAGGUGUAUCUACACCGUGAGGAACAGAUGCCGGAAGCUGUGCAACCGGAGACACCGCGUCGCCAGCAGUUGUGGACGGUGUAGCUCGGGGAAUGAGGGAAGCCGUCUGCUGCCGCCUUACGGCAGUAGCAGCACAAGCGCGACGCUAGCUGACGAACUGCGCCAUGAGGGCGAUAAGGCAGGAGCGAAGGAGCUUCUCGUCUCGGGCGUCCUCAUGCUCGCUCUUUCCUUCCACUCUCUCAUGGAAGGCGUCACCCUAGGCACGGCGCCCCGCCCUCAACUCGUUGCCUUUGCUGUGCUCGUGCACAAGGGGCUCGAGAGCUUUGCUCUCGGAUCAUCUCUCAUGCAAGCACAGACUCACCUGAAGACGUUCGUAUGGCAGAUGCUGGCGUUCGCCUCGAUGACGCCCGUCGGAGUGAUCGUCGGCAUUGCUAUCACUUGGUUGACUGGCGACGGUCGAGGGCGCUCUGCGCCUGGGUCGGCAUCCUCCGAGGCAUUGGGCAUGUUUUCCCCGAGGUUCUUCUCCUUUUUUCUUCCUCUUCUCCCGGGUUUGCUCACCGGCGUCGGCUCUGGAACCUUCUUGCACGUCUCUCUUCUCGAGUGCAUUGCGCCGCAGCUCAUGAGGUGCCGGGCCGAAGGAAAAGCCUCUCUUCUAUCCGUCAUUGCAGCUGUGUGCCUUGGCGCGGGGGUCAUGGUUAUUCUCGCCUAG